This is a messenger RNA of Adelges cooleyi (spruce gall adelgid), 1345 nucleotides long. RefSeq lists its product as uncharacterized. The record is from RefSeq and is a predicted model, not a curated record. The transcript has 2 exons. Bases 17 to 1345 code for a protein of 442 amino acids. NCBI's taxonomy places the organism in Eukaryota, Metazoa, Arthropoda, Insecta, Hemiptera, Adelgidae.
GCUAUAAGAAAAAAAUAUGAAGUCGUUUAUACAAUUCUUUUUUUUAUUUUCCAUAAUUUUAGCCGGUCUGUUUGUUUUAUCUGACGGUUUGUGCAAGAUUGUGUGCUGUCCGGUUGAUGUGGACGAAAAGAUGGACGACUUGUUCAAAAUCCCCGAUUUUCUGAUGGCAAAUGUAAGGUCGAAGUUAAAUGCUAAUUUUAUACAUAUCUAUGGAAUAUACGUAAUGGAAAUCCAAAACAAGAACAACCGUCGUCAUGCGGUUAACUUGAUCUUUGAAGAAGUGGCCAAAGAAGUGACGAAUCUGCUGGAAUGGUUCACCAGCAUGGUUAUCAAGAUGAUUCGGUUAAGAGACCUCACUGUUUCUUUGGAAAAAUUUCUGGAAGACAUCCAAUCGACUGUGUUUAAUCUAAACGCUUGCCUGAAGCAUCUGUAUGACAACGGAGCCAACGUCGCUCAAGCACUAAACAGGUACCUGUUGUUCAGUGACAUGAUCUUCGUAUACCGAGCCCAGUACGGCACAACAGGUUUUCAAAAACCAAAAAUAUUGGACUUGGUCAAGAAGAAGACGAACAGGGCUCGGCUCCAGGCUGGCGUUGAGGACGUACCACAAAAAUCGUACUUAGAUCUGUUGGACGAAGCUAAAACGAAAAUUGUUAGCUACACAGACUUCUACAGGCAAAGUUAUGGCUGCGGCUGGUUGAACACCGACCAACUAAAGUGGAAGAGCCUGAUAAAAUCCGUGACCGUUCAGAACUUGUUGUCUCCGAUAAGUGGCAAAACUCUUCAGCAGAGAUACAAAGAAACGGCCCCCGAGGUCGACUCGACCAAAGUAAUGGCGUUUUACGUGGAAGUCACCGAAACGCUUGCCAUGGUAAUGGCCAAAAAUACUUCUGACAUUAUUUUGCUGUUUGUCCACUACUUGCGGACAAUGAUUGUCAGUAGUCUGCUAAACAAUGCGACCAGACACGAACGUUUGAAAGCCGUAAACGUAGUCUUAGACGAUCAGAUAAAAGUAUUAAACUCAUUCCAACGCUUUAUGAAAUCCACGCUUCAUUUGGAAUGUCCGGACCAAUUAUUUUUAGAAGCUGCCGAGGCUCUCGAACCUAUUGUUGGAGUUGUCUAUGAAGUUCUGGAAAACCAAGUGUUGAAAAAUGAUUUACCCCGGAUCAUAAAUGUUGUGACCCGGUUGGCAGAUCAUUUGCAUUUUUCAGGUACAAAGAGGGAGCUCGACUUUGCCGUUACAGAAACUGGAACGAUUGAAAAUCUGGACAAAAUUAUAAAAGAUAUGAGGGUGGCUUCUUUGACAACUACAGAAAUUGGCAGAGUAAUGAUAAUUGAAAAAUAG